AGUGUUGAAGAAGCAAAGGAAGGAACUUUGGUACUCUCUACCACUCUACUCUGCUGUGAACUCCUUCAGCUGGGUUUUACGUUCUUCUUCUCAGUUCAUAACAACAUUAAUGGAGAUCGAUUUCAAUGAGUAUCAGUUGCGCUGUGAACUCCGUGGCCACGAAGACGACGUUCGUGGAAUAUGCGUUUGCGGCAACGAGCGCAUAGCGACGUCGUCGAGGGACAAAACCGUUAGGCUUUGGUCUCAGGACCCUUCUGAGAAACGCAAGUUCGUGUCUUCGAAGAUUCUUUUGGGUCACACCAGCUUCGUUGGACCAAUUGCAUGGAUUCCUCCCAACGACGAGUUCACGGAAGGUGGGGUUGUGUCAGGUGGAAUGGACACACUCGUUUUUGUUUGGGACUUGAAGAGUGGCGAGAAGGUUCAAACCCUCAAAGGCCAUUCUUUGCAGGUCACUAGCAUUACAUUGGAUAAUGGGGAUAUUGUUUCAUCUUCUGUUGAUUGUACCUUGAGACGGUGGAGAAAUGGGCAAUCUGUAGAGACAUGGGAGGCUCAUAAGGCACCUAUCCAAGCUGUUAUAAAGUUACCUUCAGGCGAGCUUGUUACAGGUUCAAGUGACACAACUUUGAAGCUUUGGAGAGGAAAAACUUGUUUACAUACUUUCAAUGGACAUGCAGAUACAGUAAGAGGAUUGGCUGUGAUGGCUGGCCUUGGGGUCCUAUCCUCAUCACAUGAUGGUUCUCUCAGAUUAUGGGCAGUAAGUGGUCAAGUGUUAAUGGAGAUGGUUGGCCAUACUGCAAUUGUUUAUUCAGUUGAUUCACACGCAUCUGGACUUAUCGUCAGUGGUAGUGAAUGAUGCUCAAUAUCGUCUAAUGGAGUUUGUGUUCAGAGCAUAGAGCAUCCUGGUUGUGUUUGGGAUGCAAAGUUCAUGGAAAAUGGGGAUAUUGUGACAGCGUGUUCGGAUGGAGUUGUACGCAUUUGGACAGUUCAUCCAGAUAAUAUUGCUGACCAGCUUGAGCGUGAUUUAUACGCUUCUGAACUUUCUCAAUACAAGACUAGUAGAAAAAGGGUUGGUGGAUUGAAAUUGGAAGAGUUACCCGGCUUGGAGGCACUGAAGAUCCCAGGUACUAGUGAUGGCCAGACAAAAGUAGUCAGAGAGGGGGAUAAUGGGGUGGCAUAUGCUUGGAACAUGCCAGAACAGAAGUGGGAUAAAAUUGGUGAAGUUGUUGAUGGACCGGAGGAAUCAGGUCGCGCUUUCCACGAUGGUGUUCAGUAUGACUAUGUAUUUGAUGUCGACAUUGGAGAUGGUAUGCCUAUCCGCAAGUUGCCAUACAAUCGAUCAGAUAAUCCCUAUGAUGUUGCUGACAAAUGGCUACUCAAGGAGAACCUUCCUCUUUCCUUCCGUGAACAAAUUGUACAGUUCAUACUUCAAAAUACCGGACAAAAGGAUAUUACCUUUGAUGCUUCAUUUCGUGAUCCUUACACUGGUGCCAAUGCUUAUGUACCAGGACAACCUUCACGAACAUCUGAUGCUUCUGCGAAACCUACUUUCAAGCAUAUUCCUAAGAAAGGGAUGCUUGGUUUUGAUACAGCUCAGUUUGAUGGGAUCCUCAAAAAGAUAACUGAAUUCAACAGUGCUUUACAAUCUGACCAGGAAAAGCAGAACUUGUCUUUGACUGAACUCGAUGUUUCCAGACUGGGUGCCAUUGUGAAAAUUCUGAAAGAUACUUCACAUUAUCAUUCUAGUAAAUUUGCGGAUGCUGAUAUAUCCUUGUUGCUGAACUUGCUUCGGUCAUGGCCAAUUUCAAUGAUAUUUCCUGUCAUUGAUCUUGUAAGGAUGAUAGUUCUUCAUCCAGAUGGGGCUACUAUGCUUCACAAGCAUUUUCAAGCUGAAAAUGAUAUAUUAAUGGAAGUGAUUAAAAAAGUCACUUCAAAUUCAUCAAUUCCUGCAAAUCUGUUGAUCAGCAUUCGUACUGUUACUAAUCUUUUCAAGAAUUCAUGCUACUAUGGCUGGUUGCAGAAACAUCGCAGUGAGGUUCUUGAUGCUUUCUCGAGUUGUAGUUCAUCUCCUAACAAAAACUUGCAAUUGUCCUAUUCUACCUUGAUACUCAAUUAUGCUGUUCUGUUAAUUGAAUCGAAAGAUCAAGAAGGUCAAUAUCAAGUCUUAUCAGCAGCACUUGAGAUUGCUGAGGAAGAAAAUGUAGAAGUUGAUUCCAAAUUCCGUGCUUUAGUUGCUGUUGGAUCACUGAUGCUUGAAGGUCUUGUUAAAAAGGCAGCGCUGGACUUCGAUGUAUUGAGCAUUGCAAAAGCAGCAAAGGCUUCUAAGGAAGCCAAGCUUGCUGAAAUUGGAUCCGACAUCGAGCUAGUAGCAAAGCAGAGUUGAAUUCGCGACCUGGGUGUGACUAAUCUCUUCAAUUCCUCCGGAUAGAAAUGAAGGACUAUCUUUUCGCUGUUAAAGGAGGUGUCUCAGCAAGCAACAUGGUUUCUUAGAGCUUAACACGGACAUCAUUCUUUCCGAUGAAUGUGCUUUUGUUUUCAAAAACUGCGAGCUGUUGUUAGGGAGAUUCAUUGAGUCAGGGGAUAUUGCAUUCACAGUUACAGCGCUUCUGAUGUCUUGUUAGCACAUGAAAAGUUCUCAGAAACGUUGUGUAAAGCAAUCCAAUCAUAUGAUUAAUCGUACUUUAUGACGAGGGAAUUUGUGAAAUUUUACUUAACAGGACCAUUCUUAUUUGUCCAAAAAUGCAA
Molecule: messenger RNA, 2742 nt
Organism: Arachis duranensis
Lineage: Eukaryota; Viridiplantae; Streptophyta; Magnoliopsida; Fabales; Fabaceae
Exons: 23
Biological process (GO): proteasome-mediated ubiquitin-dependent protein catabolic process; ubiquitin recycling
Cellular component (GO): nucleus; cytoplasm
Molecular function (GO): ubiquitin binding
Source: RefSeq, a predicted model, not a curated record